ACCAUCCUAUAUCAUUCACAUAACUACAAACCUUGCCAAAAAUAAAUGAUAUUUUAAUGGACCAUUGCCCAAACCGCCAAAUGAGCUACGGUUUCAUUCCGCUGAAUUCCUUUGGUAAGCUUUUGUUGUUGCUGCAGGAAGAGCCGAGAGGAUCAUCUUUAUGGAAAACAACCAACAAACAGGCAACAAAAACAAAAAAAGGACGCAGAAAUCAUAAAGUGGUUUUGAACAAGUUAAAAAAGCGCAUAGGGGAAAAAAGGAAAGAAAAAGCUUCGAACACAAUCUCAUUCAUAGAAAGGCAAUAUUUCCUAGUCAUUGCCGAUGAUCAACUCAAACAUCAUCAUCAUCAGCAGGAGCAACCUGAGCCACCUGAAGAUGCGCACAGUGUUGGCGGGUUCUGA
This is a messenger RNA of Drosophila suzukii, 401 nucleotides long. NCBI's taxonomy places the organism in Eukaryota, Metazoa, Arthropoda, Insecta, Diptera, Drosophilidae. The record is from RefSeq and is a predicted model, not a curated record.